Dentiscutata erythropus is the source of this 462-nucleotide messenger RNA. The record is from the annotation of a GenBank genome assembly. NCBI's taxonomy places the organism in Eukaryota, Fungi, Glomeromycota, Glomeromycetes, Diversisporales, Gigasporaceae.
CUAUUCACUGCUCGUAAAGGUCAUGGUGCAUUUUUAAAUCAUACAAUUAGGCUUCCAUUAUCCCAUCCAUAUCCUCCGCCUGUGCUGCCAUCUAGUCUUUCUCAAUGUUUGAUAGCUUACGAAUUUAGUGGUACAGAUAGAACGGAUUGGCUCCUUAGUAAAAAGAUUGAUUCAGUGCAUAAUUUGUUAAGUUCAUCUGAAAGCUCCAAAAAAGUUGGAUCGGUACACGGAGUAAGAUGUUUAUGUAGUGGUGCUCUGGACAUAUGUUAUGUGGCCAAAGGGGGUAUCGUGGUUAAUGGUCGCGAGUUCAAUGAAGGUCCAGUAGACCUUUUUUGUCGCAAAUUCUUAUGUGUUAGAAGUGGUUCGCCAUGUGAAGGUGAUGAAAAUUCUAAACAAAGUCAAUUACGCCUUACUAGAGAAAUGUGCGAUGUUAUUGAAGAAAUUGAUUGCCCAAGAACUUAA